Messenger RNA from Thunnus maccoyii (southern bluefin tuna), 8388 nucleotides. It is a transcript of the gene syne3, whose product is annotated as spectrin repeat containing, nuclear envelope family member 3. Lineage: Eukaryota; Metazoa; Chordata; Actinopteri; Scombriformes; Scombridae. Bases 124 to 3318 code for a protein of 1064 amino acids. Gene Ontology annotation, molecular function: actin filament binding. The record is from RefSeq and is a predicted model, not a curated record. The transcript is spliced from 18 exons. Gene Ontology annotation, cellular component: meiotic nuclear membrane microtubule tethering complex; nuclear outer membrane; cytoplasm. Gene Ontology annotation, biological process: nuclear migration.
GCAGCCACCGGCGGCCUCGGCUCUACUUCCUGCCCGCCAUAACUUCACAGUACACAACACAGCAGGACGUUUGCACUCACGGCUGCUCUCACCUGAUGAACACAACACCGCUUGGGACUGAUCAUGACUCAGCAGGAGGAGCAGGAGUUCAUGGAGAACCUGGAGGCAGCCCUCUCCUGGAUGCGGGCCAUCCAGGAGAGGCUAAAGGCCAACGACAACACCCAGGGGCCCCGGGACGCUCUAGAGGCCAGACUCAGGGAGACAGAGAAAAUCCAUCAGUCGGAGCAUGAAGGUCGAGUGAAGAUGGACAAGGCGCUGGUGGCAGCAGAGAACCUUUUGCAGAGUGGAGAUGAAGAGCUGAGGAACCACACCCACACUAAACUCAAAGAGCUGAAAAGCCUGUGGGAGGAGACCAGCACCUACAUCAUCCACUGUCACAGUCGGAUCGAGUGGGUGUGGCUCCAUUGGAGCGAGUACCUGAAGGCGUACGAGGAGUUCGAGCUGUGGCUGACGAAGCAGCAGCGCGGCCUGGAUGUGGGCGUCGAGCAGCAGCUAGGAUUGAAGGAGAAGCUGUGGCAGGUGGAUCAGCAGAGGGUGUUGGUGAGCGACAUCCACGGCCAGGCGGCGCUGCUGGAGAGGCUGCUGGACGAAGCUGCCGCGCUGUACAACAGAACCCAAGACCCCAGUGUGGAGCCCGAAGCCCAGGAGACACUGCAGGAAGCCUACAAUGACAUCAGGGACAGAGCUGAGGAGCGUCUGUCGCUGCUUCAGAAGAUCGCUGAGGAGCACCAGACGUACCAAGGCUGUGUUCAGAAGUUCCAGUCCUGGCUGCUGUCGAAAACCAAGGAGCUAACGGAUCUGAUGGAGAGGGAGGAUACAGCUGAGAACAAGCUCAAAGCCUUAAAAGUGCUGGAUGACAGCGUAGCGAGCGAGGAGAAAACCCUGCAGCAUAUCGAGGGUUUGGCAGAAGCUGUCAGGGCUAACACCUCUCCUGCAGGGGCAGAGGUGGUGGUGGAGGAGGCUGAAGAGCUGAGGCUGGGCUGGCAGAGAUUGAGGCAGGGCCUGUGUGAGGCAGAGGAGGGCCUGCGCUCCAGCCUGGACUCACACAGUCAGUACAUGACCCGGUGCCAGCGGCUGGGAGACGACAUCGGACGCCUCAGGGCGAUGCUGCAGGGGCUGGACCAGGAACUGGUGGAGGGUCGUGAGAAUGGGGACCACACUGACCGCACAGAGGACCAGAUAGUGGGCCAGUGGAAGACAUACAAUGGUGUGAGGAAUACUCUGGCAGGGGAGGAGUCCCAAGUGGAGCACCUCAAAGCUCAACUCAAGGAGCUCUUCAGAUUCUCGGAGGAUUCGCGCCACUUGUCCGAUGAUGUCCUCGCUGUUGUUAAAGAACAUCAGAGUGUGAAAUGCAGAGCAACCAGGCUGUGUUCAGAGUCAGAGUCUGGGCUGAGAAACAUCCUCCAGGACCCUCUGCUGGUCUACGCCCAGUGGAGCCAUAUGGUCUCUCAGGUUCUGGAGGCUUCUGCUGAAGUCACUGACUUCUCCCACAUCGCCAUGUUAGUCCAGAACAUUGAGCGUCUGCUGAAGGACAGUAUCCAGCUGCAGGAGCGUUUCAGUCAGCUGCAGGUGAAGGGGGACCUGCUGGACUCUGUGUUUGGUCCGGAGAGGUCUGACGGUCUGCAGGGUGAGCUGAGUGCUGCCAUGAGGAACAGAGACCUGCUGCAUGCUCAGCUGCUGCAGAGGAAGAGCAGACUCCAGGGCUUAAUCUCAAGAACCAAGGACUUCAGUGAUGCCUACAAGUUGAUUCACGCCAAGCUGGCUGGUCUCCGAGACCGACUGGUGACAGCUGAUGGUCGACAGCCAGACAUUCUGGCCAAGAAAAGCCAGUUGGACCAAUUCAGGGUGAUCCACAAGGACCUGGAGGACUGUGAAGCCCACAUCAUAGCUCUGGAGACUCUGGUCUCCUCCAGUCAGAGCAACAGGACUCAGUAUGAGAAGCUGUACACUGACUGGAAACAUCUUCACAAGGCAGUCAGGGUGAAGAUGCAAGAGAGUGAGGACGGCAUCGCAGAGCACGAAAGCUUCCACGACAGCCUGCUGAAUGUAGAGAAGUGGCUAAUGAUCAUGAAGCAGAAGCUCGAGUCCUUCCACAGCCCCUCAGGAGGGUGGAGCAUAGAGGGUCGCAGGCAUGAAGCUGAGAGAGCACUGGGAGAGUUUCCAGAGAAGGAGCUUCAGCUACAGCAGAUGGAUGUCCAGGGUCAGGAGGUUUUGGAAAGGACUUCAGAGGAAGGAAGCGUCCAUAUCAUCAGAGACAUGAAACGUCUUCAAGAGUCCUGGUUUGCCUUGUACAAGAUGAGUCUCAAUCUUCACAGGCUGCUGAAUAGCUCCACAGAGUCAGACCUCCGUACGGAUAGAGGCCUGUCUGUAGACAGCACAGCUCCAACAACAGAGAUCAGUGUGAGGGAGCCAGACAGUCAGGGCAGAGCAGGAGGCUCCAAGAGAGGCCAACAAAAAGACCAGACAGGAGAGGCUGAUGGAGCAGGAGGGGAAGGAAGCCUGGAGGGAGAGGCAGGAGAGUGGGCAGUGACGGGGCAUGGGAUCCAGGGCCAUGCUGAUGAUCAAAACGAUGAACCUCCCGGCACAUCAAGACUAGGCAGGGACAGCGGCCUGAGUCAAGGAGGAGGAGCUUUUAUGCUGUUCAGAAAAGAUCAAGCCAAGCAGCCAUCUACAGCACCAAGUCAAGACACAAUGGGGAGCACAGGACAGUAUGAGUCCAGGAGGAGGGAGUUUGAGGCCUGGUUGAGCAGAGAGAAUGCACUCCUCUCAGGGAUCCUCAGGUCCCAGGGUGCAACACUCAGCGCUGAAGAACUCAAGACGCGACAGGACACACUCAAGGGUCUGAGGGCUGGAGUGACCUGGGGUCAAGAGCAGUUCCAGCUUUUGCUCCAAGAGAGUCAGGGCAGUGAGGCUGGAUCUGGACCAGCAGAAGAUGUGGGUCUGGAGGAACUUCGCUACCGCUGGAUGCUCUAUAAAUCCAAGCUGAAGGAUGUGGGAGACAUCAGGGCCAGACUCAGUGUCAAGAGAGUCCCAGCCAAACAGGAGGAGCCACCUGUCGCAACAAAGGUCCAAAAGAAGCCUGGGUUGCUGCAGCGGGUGUGUCGGCUGGCUCUUCCUCUGUGGCUCCUUCUCCUGGCUCUGCUCCUGCUGGCCUUCCUGCUGCCCCUCAUGGACGAGAGCAGCAGCUGCUCCCUCUCCAACAACUUCGCCCGAUCUUUCAACAUCAUGCUCCGCUACGACGGACCACCACCCACAUAGGAAACCUCCUGUGGACGGCACAAGAUACAGUAACAUCUGAUCUCACUCCCUACAGCUACUUGUUAUGUCUAUAACGGACCAUGGCUUAUGCUCCAUUAUAAGAAAUGUUAACUGGACUACGUAAGAUGUCACAUUCCCCUUCCCCUGGACCAUCACGUGUGACUGUAGCAUAUUACAAACAGGAUCACACAACUCUCAGUUCAAUCUAAAGGCUGUGUGACUUCAAACUCAUCAGUGUUCCUUUACCACAAAGUUUAUACUUAAUUUAAGAACUACCCAUCUCACUAUUUAAUAGCUUUGCUAAUAACAGCAGUGAAUGGCAUUUUGUCCUGCUUUAGUAUCAUCUCUAUCAUGAUGUACCACAACCUAGAAUAGCACACACAUCUGCAAACAUCAAAUCCCACAUUUCCCUGCUCCUUCCCCACAUUCUGGACUACACCAUCAAAUAUCAACCCCCUCAGAACAUCCCAUGCUUUUUGGCAACUUCAAUAUCAUGAUCUAUAAACUAUACGUCAGACUACCUAUCAUGAAGGAUUAAUAAAACUCCAGUUGGACUACAAAUCCCAUGCUCAUUCUAAGAAUUUUUAAGUACUGUACAAAACAUCCUACCACAGUGUCUCCUUAGGCUUUGACUUGAUUUUUCUUUUACUCAUUUUAACAAGUUUUUUGUUUAACAACAUACCCUCUUAUGUUAUAAUGAGUACGCUUUUUUUUGUAUUAAAAAGAUAUAAUGGUGUUAUGUAACAACAGGUUUUUUGAUACAAGAAAAAAUUUCUUGUUUAUACAGAAUAAUUUGGUAUGAAAAAAUGAUAACAUGAAACACCUGAGCUCUUCCCAACUCUGUACAGCUCCUCUGACUGUCAUAGUUAGACCUAAAUUCCAUUUGGUAGGAUUAAACACGAACUAUAUGUAAAACUUGAGACACAAAUUGAAACCUGGUUAAUACCUCUGGCUUAGUGAGAAUACUCAAAGCUCAAAGUCCAUAUUAGUUGACUGGAAUUCAUCCUCACUGCUGGUUGUUUGAUUUAUAUCGCACCAUAAAUGGAAUGAGACACGGUAUCCGCCAGACAGCAAAUAAGAUGAAACUCAGCCAAAGUCAGUGGAGGUCCAUGGAUACAAACAUGGAACAUCCAAACCAAAGACUACAGCAGCAGGACUGGACGUGAUACAGAAGCUAACACUGCAUUUCUGUUCCACUCCAGUCGUAUCUUCCAAGAUGUUCAGUAGUCUGUAUUAGCAAAACCAGAGUAGCAACAUACACUCUUUAGCUAACGUUGUGCUAAUCAUAUGUAGCAAAGGGAAAUAGAUUGUUUGCAAAGAACCACAAAGUGCAGCUAUACAUUAUAAAUUAUGUUUUAAUCUUUUAAGAUUUUACAAUCAAGAAAUUAACUUGUGUGUUGUUAGUAUUAUAAAAUCAACCAGGACUGUUACUGUGUGUUGAUACUGAGAGCAACCUAGCUAAUGCUAAUCCUUCUGCUCUGACUAUAACUGCAGACACUAUCUCUCUCUCGUUCUCGUCACAAAGACCUGAACAGAGAAAUCUUGUAUUUUCCUUGUCACAAUGUUGACCUUGAUAAAUGUACUUUGAAUUAAUGUGUCAACAUAGCUGGCAAGCACACAGCAUUAAAUCCCUAACAGUGUACAGUGUUUUUGACCCUGCUAUGAAUGUAGACUGUGAGCUCCAGUCAGUGUUGCCAGAUAGGACUGACAAAAGCCCAAUCACAGCCACAAAGAAUCAGUCCUGUUGCUCUUGGUCUUCAGUUUUCUCAGUAUAAUUAGACAAACUCAAAACCAGUUACAAAAAAAUGUAAAAAUUAAAUAGAGGUCUUUUAGAUAAUUUUAUAUUAUACAUUAAAUGUUAUCACUGGUAUGAACAGAUGUUAGAAGUGUUUGACCAUCCUGUCUACAUAAAUGGAAUGAACUGCACAGCAUACUGUUGAGCAAGUUCAUGAUCCAAAGCUAGAUUUUUUAGUAAUAUGUGUAACAAAUGUUGAUGUAAUUUUGAAGAAGGUUUUCUUAUUUCUGAAACAGAACCCUGAACUUUGGGUUUUUACCUUCAGCUCUCUGCUGUGGAUUCAGACUUUAGAAAAACAGCGUGUUCCACAUAAAAGAACACAGACAAAUGGCACAGUCACAGAGAGAAAGAGACAUUUUUUAAUAAAUAGAGUUUGAAAAGAACCCUAACCCAAACCAGGCUGAAAGCUUUAUGCAAACAAAACAGCCCACACUCCAUCCCAGAGACACAACCUGUGAGAAUACAAACUAUGGGCUCUACCUCCCAACAAGAAUUAACAUUCAAAUCUCUACUGACUUAUUGUAAAGCAUCAAUCCCUCCUUGUUUUAGGCAUUGUAGUUUUUCAAAUUAUAGUUGUAGGACAGUCAUUGAUCAUGUUGCUCACACUGUGGAGACGACGGGUUCAGUAACAGUUUAGUCCAAGCAUCACACAUGAAGAAUCAGAAGUACACGAUGUUGAUGCCGUUUUCUGAUAACUGUCCAAUGAACUGGUGUGUGUGUGUGUGUGUCCCUACUUAAAUAGUUUGACACAGUACUGCUCUGAAUUAUAAUUGAGAGGGAUAAUUUCAAUAUUUGUUCAAUAUUUGCAGAAUGUACUUUGAAGCACCAAAAACCCUUUUUAGUUGAGAGAGUUUUUAUAUCUUUAUUUUUAUCCUGUCAGCACUGAUGUCAUGACAGCUACAGUAAUCUGUGACUGUCGAUGAUGCUCGUACUGUCAGUCUACUCGUGUGUCGGUAUAGUUAAAGCAGUUUGCCUUUCUUCUGUCUGUGUACCUGUUUUUAACUGUACAAUCAUCUCAUGAGAACAGUUCCAGCUGCUUUUCUUAUAUGAAGGUGCUAUUUUGGCUGGAGCACCAUGAUUGGUCUUGUUCACACUCAGAACCACUAGUGAAAACAGUCAGAAAGCCGUCAAACGUGGCCCCUGACGUGUUAUUGGACUGCAGUGCGCUCCUGAUGCCAAGCUGUAAAACUUGAAAACCAAUGCUAAGUUUGGCCAAACGCCUUUUUUUUGUGCGAGCCCAAAAUAACUCAUAACUGCUUUUUAAUCCUGCGUUCUCUCUCUCUCUCUCUCUCUCUCUCUCUCUCUCUCUUUACACCACCCGCACACCCCAAAAAACACAAACACCUCCACACACCCUCACAUCUCUUUCCCUGGGUUUGUGUGUUCUAUUGACUUAACAUGUUGCCGUAGCAACAGCAACCAAAUCAAGUUAACCUAUUACCAUCUCUUUAUGAAACAAAAGGGUUUGUUUGCUGCAACUCCACAAGUAGAUGAGCAUGAAUUUAAUGUUCAACUCAGCUUUUGUUUGGGGAUGAACGAGCACAGGUGAAGACUCUUUAACUUUUAAAAUGUUAGAUUUAGCAUCAGUAAAUCAUCAUGUCAGUUCAGAUGUAAAAGUAUAACUCCCAUAAAGAAAUAAGACACCACUGCCAAGAUGACUGGCAGCCUCCAACAGGCUCCACACUGUUUUUAUUUGCUACCUGAGGAAAGUUUUGGAUUGUUUUAUGGCCUGAGGAGGGUGUUGUUUUUAUUUCUGCACAGAAAAGGAAAAAGCCAUGCUCUUAUUAUUUGUGGAAAAGCAGCAUUGCAAUGCACCCAUAACGUCCCUUUUAAUUAACAACAGCUUACUGUUGUUGUAAAACGGCUGAAAACUAGUGCUAAGUAUCUGCAAAUUGCUAUCUGUUAAAUUGCUUCCACAGUCUCCUCCACUUCCUCCAUCAAUCCUGCACUGAGCAAAGCAUGAAAUGUUUCUUCCUCCAUCACAGCGUGUCUACACAGCUGUGUUUUUGAGUUAUUCAUCUCUACACAAGUCUGAUGGAACCUUAUGUGCAUACCCACAACUCAAACACUUCAAGUCUAUUUUCUUCUCUUUCAUGAACAUAACUACAGUGAUUGUGUGUUUACACUCAACACUGUGCCUGAACACAUCCUGUGUAGACACAGAUGGAGGAAUGAAGCUGCUGCUGCUGCUGCUGCUCUGCUAACAUGCUGCUUUCACUACACAGCCUCGGUCUGUGUGGACAGCCUGACAUCAUGCUGUAAAGCGUACGAUCAUUGGUGCUCUCUCUCUCUCUGCUAUUUGCUGGUCUGUAGUGCCAAGUCAUGCCAUACUACAAGAAUGCUUGUUCCCGGUUGGCUGGCAGGUGUCUAAAACAUCACCAUUAACCCUGUGGUUCACGAUGUCAAGCAGGUUUGGGUAAUCGUUAAAUGAUAAUCCUGCUUUAUUUAUUAAAACCGGGGUCCACCUCCUGAUCUUGAACAUGACAUAAUCAACCAGGUUUAUGGGAGAGAUGGUUAUUAUCAACACACUGCUGUGAGACAAAUACUUUCAGUAGUGUUGAUGGUCUUAUUUGUACGGCACUUAUUUUGUGUAAAUAUGCUACAUGUAGCAAGUGUACCACAUGCUAUUGAAGGCAUACAGUUAUCAUGGCCUUGAAGCGUUAUUUAAACCAUCCAGUUAAUCAGCUGUACUCGGUGCCAUAACCACAUGUAUGAAUUCACAAUGUAACUUUAUUAACCACUUGUGGCCAAUGUCCUGUAUAACAGUUAUAUAACACUUAUAAGUUCAGUGUAAGCUGUAGUCAUAGUCCUGUCAUGCGUGUUGAUGCUGCGUUAUAUACUGUAUCAGAAAUUAGACUCCAUGGUACUGCCUCUUAUUGCACUGCUCUACUGUCUUCUAUUAUGCAUGUGUCCCUUUGGAAACCUAUGCAAUGCCUGGCUCAAACUGUACAUUAUUGUGUCCAUUGAUACUUUAUGCAACAUAUGAAGUGACUUGAAUCUCUUGAGUAGCCUACAGCUGGUCCUGCAGAUACAGAAUGUGUGGAUAGGAAUCCUGUCAAAUUGUCUGACUUCAUGUUAUACAGACAUGUCUGCUGUCAGAUAGAGGUAUUGAUUAUGAAAAUGCACAGAUAAAGAGAGCUUUUUUUUUGUAAAAUUAUGCAAGUCUAUUUUAUUAAAGUUUUGAAAAGGAGUAGAAAUGCUUCAUAUUAUUCAAGAGGCUGUGUAUUUAACUACUGUUUAUAUUCUGAUGUAAUAAAAAUACAAUUGAAAUGCUC